Molecule: messenger RNA, 3182 nt
Organism: Haliotis rubra (blacklip abalone)
Lineage: Eukaryota; Metazoa; Mollusca; Gastropoda; Lepetellida; Haliotidae
Product: probable ATP-dependent RNA helicase DHX35
Exons: 25
Coding region: 152-2260 (702 amino acids)
Cellular component (GO): catalytic step 2 spliceosome; intracellular anatomical structure
Molecular function (GO): ATP binding; RNA binding
Source: RefSeq, a predicted model, not a curated record
CCGGCGAAAUGAAAACAACGUUUUGACAACAUUGCACUGGCCGGUCACUUGUGCACGGAUGUGAGGGGGGACCUGUGACGAACUAAUUAGUUGUUUGCUGGUGACAGUUAAAUGGGCGUGUAGACUGUUGUGGUCGCGUGGAGAAAACGACAUGACGACUCGAUUGAAAUUCUGGAAACCAGGGACUGCUGGUCCAGGUCAGGGGUUACAGGAAGAGAGACAGUCAACCAAAGACGCUGAGGCACAGCCUGUCAAGUAUAAUGCCAACCAAUCAAUGUCCAUAGAACAGCAGAGACAGAAGUUGCCAGUGUUUCAGCAUAGGAGUCAUAUCCUGUAUCUGGUGGAGAGGUACCAGACGGUGGUGAUUAUUGGGGAGACAGGCAGUGGGAAGAGCACACAAAUACCUCAGUAUUUGCUGGAGGCUGGGUGGGCUGCAGAGGGUCAUGUGAUCGCUGUGACACAACCAAGACGAGUUGCUGCUGUAACGGUUGCUGACCGAAUUGCGGAGGAGAGAGGCACGCUGCUCGGGGACGAAGUAGGGUACAUGAUCCGCUUUGAUGAUUGUUCCGAUCCCAACACCACACGGAUAUUGUUUCUCACAGAUGGUAUGCUGAUAAGAGAAAUAAUGAAAGAUCCUUUACUGAGAAAAUACAGCAUCGUGAUGGUGGAUGAAGCACAUGAGAGAAGCAUUAACACUGACAUUCUCCUGGGGCUGCUCCGUAAGAUUCAAAGGAAGCGGAAUGACCUCAAAGUGAUUGUUGCAUCAGCCACGUUGAAUGCGGAGGAAAUGAGAGAUUUCUUCAACAGCAAUGAGACAGAAGAGCCACUAAAUGACACAGCUACCAUACUGACUGUGGAAGGUCGAGAGUUCCCUGUAGAUGUCCACUACCUGCUUGAUCCCCACCCUGACUAUCUGAAGGCCACUGUGGAGACUGUGAUGAAGAUUCACUUCAAUCAACCUGCAGGAGAUGUCUUAGCUUUCCUCACAGGCCAGGAAGAAGUACAGAGAGUGGUGUCAAUGUUGAUCGAUGAAGCAAAGAAGUUGAAGAAAGAUGACCUGAAGAUGAAAGUACUGCCCAUGCAUGGAAGUCUGCCAGCGUCAGAACAGAUGAAGGUUUUUGAGAGGACAUCUCGUUACGUCAGGAAGAUUGUUGUGGCAACAAACAUUGCUGAGACCUCCAUUACCAUCAACGGCAUCGUUUAUAUUGUCGACUGUGGUUUUGUGAAGAUAAAGGCCUACAAUCCCACCUCUGGUAUUGAGUCCCUGGUGAUUGUGCCAGUGUCCCAGGCUUCAGCCAAUCAGAGAGCAGGGAGAGCCGGACGUGUACGAGCUGGGAAGGCCUACAGACUGUACACAGAAACAGCCUAUGAUGGUCUGCCGGACUCAACAGUUGCUGAGAUGCAGCGGAGUGACCUUGCCCCCAUCAUCCUGCAGCUCAAGGCUCUCAGCAUCUCCAACGUCCUCCGCUUCCACUUCCUGUCGGCUCCGCCAGCACAGAACAUGCUACGGGGCUUGGAGCUGUUGUAUGCUCUCGGAGCCCUUGAUGACAAUGGCAACUUGACAUCCCCCCUGGGUCUACAGAUGGCGGAGUUCCCCCUGUCCCCCAUGUUUGCCAAGAUGCUGCUGGUGUCAGGAGAGUUUGAGUGUUCCGAGGAGGCGCUUACUGUAGCAGCCAUGACGCAAAUUCAGAACGUGUUUGUCACUCCAUCGGGGAAGAAAAUAAAAAUGGACAAAGCCAAGAGAAGGUUCUCCUGUGAAGAAGGAGACCAUGUGUCAAUUAUAAACAUCUUUAAUGCAUUCCUGAAGUAUGGUAAGAACUCUAAGUGGUGCCAUGAGUACUUCCUCAACUACAAGGGCCUUUGUCGGGCCGUGGAGAUUCGCAACCAACUUCAGAGACUCCUCAAGAAGUACAAUGUUCCUCUCAAGUCCUGUGAAGACAAUGUCGACGCAAUCAGAAGAUGCAUCACUGCCAGUUUUUUCUCCAAUGCUGCCAAGCUGCACUAUACUGGUGUUUACAAGACAGUAAGAGACGAACACGUCCUUAACAUACAUCCCACAUCUGUCCUCUUUCCAGAGGUUCCCCCUCAGUGGGUGGUGUUUAAUGAGGUGGUGCAGACUUCUAAGGACUUCAUGCGUGACAUCACAGUCAUCAAACCAGAAUGGUUGUGUGAGCUGGCACCUCACUUCUAUCAGUUUGGCACGGAGCGGGAGCUUGCAAGUAAGAAGUUGAAAACUGACACCGAUGAUGAAGAUGAUUGAUGAAGCUCAAGACUAGGAGAUGUCCCAGCCGGACAUACAGACCAUCUCUCAGCUGUCAUGCCGGACUAGGAACUCUGUCCAAGUUUUGAUUGUCUGGUCAAGCUUGUGGAAUGUAGACAAAGGGAAAUAACUCCAUUCACUCAAAUGUUAAGCAUGAGGAGCAUCUUGUUUUUUCCCUUCAACUUAAUGUGAUGCGAAAACAAGCAUUAAUUUGUACAGUUGAAUUUUUAUUACAACUGGUCUAAAUUCCAGUUAUUGGCUACUUCAGUGAGAGGUGAUUGCCCGUGAAGAUCCGGGUUAGAAUUUGCCUUCAGCAGCCCAUGCGUGUCCCAAGAGGCGACUAACAGGAUUGGGUGGUCAGGUUGACUUAAUUGACGUGUCAUAUUGCUGAGUGCAGGGUUAAAUAAUAACAAACACACCUUAUGGAUGUUGAUGUUCACUGCACAAAUCUGAACUGUCUUCAUGCUUGUUAUAAGAGGCGACCAACGGGAUUGGGUGGUAAGACUCACUACUUGGUUGACACGUCAUCGUAUCCUAAUUAUAUAGGUCGAUGCUCAUGCUGUUAAUCACUGGAUUAUUAGGUCCAGACUCAAUUAUCUACAGACCAGUGCCAUAUAGCUGGAAUAUUGCUGCGUGCGCCGUUCAACAACCAAACCAAACAAAAACCUGAACUGUCUUGUAUCUUUUUAUCACAUAUUUUUUGAGUCAGUCUAUCACCAACUUGAACUGAGAUUGCUAGGUUUGUCAUUAAACAAUUGGGUUUACAAUAGGUGUGACUUAGUCACAGAUUCUCUGAUCCUAAGUGUUUCACCUCCAUACUGAUUAGUGUUGGGAAUUGGUUGAAAUCUCACAAUUGAUGAUUGGUUCAAUACCAACGACCAAUCAUUGAAAAAAAAUUGGUUCGCGACAUUUUUUAGAUUUU